Nicrophorus vespilloides is the source of this 1524-nucleotide messenger RNA. RefSeq names its product mitochondrial inner membrane protein OXA1L (gene OXA1L). NCBI's taxonomy places the organism in Eukaryota, Metazoa, Arthropoda, Insecta, Coleoptera, Silphidae. Gene Ontology annotation, biological process: mitochondrial respiratory chain complex IV assembly; protein insertion into mitochondrial inner membrane from matrix. Gene Ontology annotation, cellular component: mitochondrial inner membrane. Gene Ontology annotation, molecular function: membrane insertase activity. The transcript is spliced from 7 exons. The coding region runs from base 102 to 1478 and encodes 458 amino acids. The record is from RefSeq and is a predicted model, not a curated record.
UUCAUGGAUUACGUUCAAAACUGUGCUAUAACCUAGAAAUAUUUGCGCAAUUUAAUUUUAAUUCGUAUUUCUAUAGCGGUGUUGUAUAUAAGAAAAGAAAUAUGUUCCGAAGAGGAAAUCUGGCCUCGAAGUAUAGGGAAUACGCGAAAUCAUUGAAAUUCCUAAAGAGCAAUUUGUCGGAGAGCGAUGUAUCCAGAAAGGCCGUAGCAAAAUGCGAAGAAGUUCUGCAAACCUUAAAGACACACAAGAUAUCCCAUACACAGGUGAUUGAUAAGUACAGGAAAACUCUAGCAGUAGUCCAAAGCAAAUUUGGUGCUUCUACUUCUAAUAAUGAGGAUUCUCGUUGGAAGGAGCUGCAAUCUAGACUUAGUCUUUCUAAUACAUCAAGAAGGAAUAUUUUCACAACUGGUGCCAUAGGAGUUUUCAGUUCGAAUGCUACCCCAGUUUCAGUCACAGAUACAGCGGUUGAGGUCUUGCCGGAGGCUCCGGUUGUUCCCGAUGUUGCUGCACAGAUUGUCACACAAUUGAACGCCUUGGGAGAGCCAACCUUUGCAUCACAAGGUUUAGGUGGAUGGACUCCAGUGGGUAUUGUGCAGAACUGUUUCGAAUACCUUCACGGCUCGUUGGGAAUCCCCUGGUGGGAAGCCAUAGCUAUUGGAACACUCGUUAUCAGGUUCUGCUUGUUCCCGUUGGUCAUUAUGGCGCAAAGAAAUGCUGCAAAGAUGAACAACAACAUGCCGCAGAUGCAGGUAAUUCAAUUGAAGAUGACCGAAGCGAGGCAAAGCGGAAACCAAUUGGAGGUGGCCAGGUAUUCUCAAGAACUUAUGACUUUCAUGCGGGAGAAGAACAUGAAUCCGUUCAAGAAUAUGAUCGUGCCGUUGGCGCAGAUGCCUGUGUUCGUCUCGUUCUUCAUGGGAUUGAGGGAGAUGGCCAACGUACCUUUGGAUAGUAUGAGAACGGGCGGUCUGUUCUGGUUCACUGAUCUUACCGUUCCCGAUCAAUUCUUCAUAUUACCUAUUAUCACCAGUGCAACCCUAUGGGCUACAGUCGAGCUCGGCACAGACUCGGCUAAACUGUCAGCGCAAAACAUGCAAACCAUGAAAUACGUCUUAAGGGCUUUACCGAUUGUUAUUCUGCCCUUCACCGUUAACUUCCCUGGAGCCAUUCUUUGUUAUUGGAUGGCAAGUAACUUUAUUUCUCUAGCGCAAGUAGGUUUCCUCAGGAUACCAGCAGUGAGAACGUACUUCGAUAUAGACGCUCUUCUCACGCACAACCCGAAAAAUUUACCAAUUAAAAACAAGGGUUUCGUAGGAGGAAUUAAAGAAUCAUGGACUAAUAUUAAGAUCACUAAGGAAUUGGAGGAGAGGCGAAGAUUGGACGAGAUGCAAUUCCAGAGGGCAGGAAAAGGACCUUUGGUUAAGACUUACAAAUACGAUCCGACCAAGCAGGCGCCUAAGGUCGCCGCAAAGAACCGAUAAAUCUUGUCGAUUUAACUAUAUUAAAAAAUAAACAAUUCGUAUUAGA